This is a messenger RNA of Serpula lacrymans var. lacrymans S7.9, 3306 nucleotides long. RefSeq lists its product as uncharacterized. The transcript is spliced from 21 exons. Bases 1 to 3306 code for a protein of 1101 amino acids. Lineage: Eukaryota; Fungi; Basidiomycota; Agaricomycetes; Boletales; Serpulaceae. The record is from RefSeq and is a predicted model, not a curated record.
AUGACCACCUCAGAGGGUGAAGCCAUUCAAGAGCCUUUUCUGUGUAGCCUUGGACAUGCCAUUCAGUGGUACGACAUCCUACAAGUCAAAGUUGAGCGCCAAGUGGAGGUUGCGGUCCAGCACUGUUGUGAUCUUGUGGUAGCCACUCAGGAGCCUCCCACCUUUCCCUUUUCACCAAUGUCCUCCAGUACUUCCACUCCUACACCUCUAUCUCCAACUGCACUUCCCCCAACUAUCACCCCAACUAUCUCUCAGCCUUUGACAAGAGGGCAUUGUGCCUCCAUUCUGGUCCAAUACUGCCCUGCCUGCUUUGGAGGCAAUUCUUUUGUAAGGCUGCUAGAUGAAGGUGGAAAUAUCCACACCGCUACCAAUGGUGAUUGCCUGCAAUUCUACGAGCCUGCAUAUUUCCUCCAGAAGUUGAUCAUUGAAUCAACAAGGGUAGUCAAAGCCCUGGUGCCUGGUGAGGCUAUUGACCAUUGCCAGAGCUUAUACCAAGCCACAGAUGGUAAGAAGAAAAAGGCAGUUGCAAUUGCAAUGGAUAGCUUUGAUAAUACUGGAGUAACAAGAUCCAUCAUAGAAAAGGACUCUGCGUCAGAGAAGACACUAGAGGCCCUUGGAAGCCUUGAGUGUGGGCACAAGUGUCUGAUGAACAAAGUUGAUGUCUUAUGCGCGUCUAUCAAUGCACAUGACAAGUUCCCUGAACUCAACGGCAUAGACUUGGAGUUUGUUUGUAUAAAGCUCCACCAGCAAACAUGGCAGGCUAUUUCCAAGAGGCAGCCUGCUCUUAUGACUGCAUUUCAGAAGUUCAAUAUGUACUGCAAGCAUUUGCAUACCCUCUAUGAUCUAUCCUGGGCCAUACCCCUUCCAACACCUCUCCCAACAAAACUCAAUGAUCUACAAAAUGACCAGACCCUCAUAGAAGAUGUUUGGAUAUCUCCAUCUGUUAGUGAGAUUCCGCCUUGGUUGGAAGACCCGGAUGUAGGUUAUGGUAUUUGUGCAGUCCUUAAAUGGGAUAGAUGUAAAGAGGAACAAUGCCGCCUGGGCAUGGAGGCUGACAACAUAUGUCGAUGGUUUGGGCAGGAACUAGCAGCAAUUGAACUUGCUCUUUGCAUGCCAGCUUAUAGCACAUUUAAACUGGCACUGCAGCAACAGUGUAACUACUUGCAUCACCUUCAAAAAAGACUAGAGGGCCCACUUGCCUCUCAAGCACGCUAUGACAGCCAAGCUAGUGAAGCUAUCAGGCUUGCAGCAACACUCUUAGGAGGCUCCGUCCCUGCCACUUACCACUGGAUCAUCCCUGACUUGCCCCCUGAUGAUGGUGAUGGUGACCUCCUAGACCUUACUGAUAAUAAGGUCCUGCUCGAGCCUGAACAAGUCACUCUAGGUGACAUAAUCACAGAAGCAUCCACUGGAGAUGUAGACGAUGAAGAGAAUGAAGAGGCUAUAGUAGGGAAUGCAGAAAUGGUAUGGGAGAUUCCAGAGAAGGCAUCUAAUGAUGCUCUCUGGCGAAACAUGUCAUGGACAUCAUGCUGGGACAAGGACAUAUGGAUAAUACCCAUCCAUAGACCACACCCUGUUGGCCACUGGGUGUUGUGUAUUGCUCAUUUCUCAACAAAAGAGCUACAUCUCUUUGACAGCUUUGCGGACAAGAAGGGAUGGAAAGCAGAUGUCAAGGAUAUCAUGAUGUUAAUAAUGAGGCUACAUGGCCUUGCAAGUCGACACUGUGAGGCUUGCCAGAUGGACACACAGGGCUGGGUUGCCAAACUUGUAGUGGUUGUUGGUGCUUUGCAAGGCUUCAUGGAACAGAUAGGAGUUGGGGAGGGCUUUUCUAGCGAGACCACAGACUUGCAAGCUUCUGCUUUGCAAUCUACAAAAGGGUAUUCAUCUGUUCCAUCUGGUAGCACACUGGUUUAUCAUGCACCACUCCUCAUAUUAUCGGAAAUGCAUUCUCUACAUGAUGAUGUAAGUUCAGCUGAUGGUGACUUCAUUGUGGCACAAGCAGGCGGAGGGCACAACAUACGUGAGGACACAAGUGAUCAACCUCAAACAUCUAAGCCUAACAAGAAACAUCAAUAUAUUGUGAUUCCUGGCCUUGUUGGGGAUGGUGUCCCCAGUCUCCACAACUUGUGCACCUACAAGUCUCGUCAGCACACUCAACCUCCACUUCCACUGUCAGCUCAGCCCUCUCUACAGCCUCUUCAAUAUGCUGCUGUUGCCAGUAAAGUAUCUCCUGAGCCAGAGCACGCACAUGAGCCUCACAGAAACCCUCCACCCGUUAAUUAUCCAUCUCUCAUGUAUCAUCCAGCUCUCUACCAAAGUUUAGUCCCCAAGCUUGCAGGCAGCAAUGGUGUUAACAACACUGCACCUCAAGAUGACAUAGCCAUUCCUGCCAUUCCAUAUAUGUGUGUCAUCCCUCCUACACCUGCUAAAGGCAUUGAAACCGCUCAAGAAUCAGACUUGCCAAAUGAGACACAGGUUGCCAAUGAACUCUUUCCACCAAUGGAAGACAUUGAACAAACACCACCGUUGAGCAUCACCCAAGUCGCUUUGGGCAGGCAAUCUGAUGAGACCAAUGCAACUCUUCAUCAGGGAAUACCUGAGUUGCAAAUAACCAAUCUCUGGAACAUAUCCCACUUGUGCAAGAUCAACACUCAAAACUUCUGGAACAUCUAUGGUCAAUAUUUUGCUGUACAUCAAGAAAGGGAAAAAAUGAGAUCUUCUUCAGAGGAUCAGGUCACAGGCAACCCUUCAGUAGUGAUUUGUAAAGAGUGCUAUAUGCGCUUCAAAAAAGCAUACCCAGAUACAUGGCAAGAGAUCCUCAAAGCAUUUGAAGAGGCUGCAGCAUGCUCUGAGAUUCCACAGACGAUUGCGCAGCACUUGCAAGACUUCAACAAAUUUAAAAGCAAACUUGUACAACUUGUUGAGGCACUAGCAAAUACUCAUGACUUUGAGGUAGUAAUGAUGAUGGCUGGUAGUGUUGUAAACCAAGAUGCCUCUCUCACAUUUGUUCAUACUACGCCAGACGCUGAGAACUUUUUUCAAGACCAAUGUCAAGCAAAUAACAACCAGAUAAUGGGUAAUUUCAAAGCUCACGUAGACGCUCACACAUUCAAUAUUUGCAGAGGCUCUUGGUCACAAAUUUGGAUGUUUCUUCUAGGAGAAGAGCAAUCUUCUACAGCCAAACCAAAAGGUAUAUCUGACUUGGCACUCUCUGAGCACUGCAAGCUAGCCGCAAUUUUGCGCGACCAAGGCCCACAACAAUUGCUCUUCAAACCCGUCCCAAAGCUAUGGCGUGAGUACUAUUAA